Molecule: messenger RNA, 1493 nt
Organism: Lates calcarifer (barramundi perch)
Lineage: Eukaryota; Metazoa; Chordata; Actinopteri; Centropomidae
Product: four and a half LIM domains protein 2
Exons: 6
Coding region: 147-986 (279 amino acids)
Cellular component (GO): Z disc; nucleus
Molecular function (GO): transcription coregulator activity
Source: RefSeq, a predicted model, not a curated record
UGUGGGUCACAUUCUGCUCUAAUUCUAUAAAGCAGAUGGACUACAGUGCUCGACAGACACCUCAGGUCUUAGUCUGCAAGCAGGCUCCUGCUCUGACACUCAGGCUCUGCUGACAGGACAAAGGACUCAGAGAGUUUGUAGCCAACAUGGCUGAGCCCUACGACUGCACAGAGUGUAAGGAGUCCCUGUACGGGCAGAAAUACAUCCUGAAGGAGGAGAACCCGUUCUGCAUUAAGUGCUACGAGACACUUUUCUCUCACAACUGUGAAGUGUGCCAGAAGCUCAUUGGCUGCACCAGCAAGGAUCUGUCAUACAAGGACCGCCACUGGCACAGCGAGUGCUUCCUCUGCAUCAAGUGCAGCCGAUCUCUGGUGGAUCGGCCCUUUGCCACCAAGGAUGACAUGCUGAUGUGCACCGACUGCUACAGCAACGAGUACUCUGCCAAGUGCCAUGCAUGCCUGAAGACCAUCAUGCCAGGCUCUAAAAAGAUGGAGCAUAAGGGAAACAGUUGGCAUGAGAACUGUUUCACUUGCAACCGUUGCCAGCAGCCCAUCGGCACCAGGAGCUUCGUCCUGAAGGACGCCAACAACUACUGCCUGUCCUGCUAUGAGAAGCAGUUUGCUCUGCAGUGUGUCCACUGCAAGAAGCCCAUCACCACUGGUGGAGUGAACUACCGCGACCAGCCCUGGCACAAGGAGUGCUUCGUCUGCAUUGGCUGCAAGCAGCAGCUGGCUGGCCAGCGGUUCACCUCUCGGGAUGACUUCGCCUACUGCCUCGACUGCUUCUGCAACCUGUUUGCAAAGAAAUGUGCUUACUGCACCACCCCGAUCAGCGGCCUCGGGGGGAGCAAGUACAUCUCGUUUGAGCAGCGCCAGUGGCACAACAGCUGCUUCAACUGCAAAAGGUGCUGUGUGUCCCUGGUCGGCCGAGGUUUCCUGACGUGCAAAGACGACAUCCUCUGCCCCGACUGCGGCAAAGACUUCUGAGUGAUCUCCAAAAAUGGCCGCCCAAUCAAAGAGCUCUGGCAGUAUUCUCCUAACCUGACCUUUGUUGCAUUAUUUGCAUCAUUUAAUUGCAUCACUUACACAUUAACCUGUUCUUACUGCUGAGGUGUUUUGUGCAUGCGCGGAUGAUAGCUUAUUUUAUAUAAACCACUUGAAGCCUUCAUUCCAAAAUGUGGUAUUUUUCAUCUUUAUAAGUUACCAUUUGGAACGUGUUGCUUUCAUGUCAAGAAUCCUGAAAACAGUCAGUUUUUAAAACGUUUGUAUUCCCUUUUGGAAUGAAAGUUUGUGUGUGGCAUCAAAAUAACCAUUUUUGAGUGAUAUAUUAGAGCUUAUUAAGAGGAUGUAAAGUUGUUUUGAUGGAUGAGACUCUGAUGGCAAUUCAUUUUAACAGAGUUAAUAUAAUACUACUAAUACUGUUUAUUCUAACUGCAUAAAUUGUGUCUAAUGAAAUCUAAAUAUAUUAAGCCCAUUAAAGAAUUUCUGAUUUGA